This is a messenger RNA of Colias croceus (clouded yellow), 3471 nucleotides long. It is a transcript of the gene Pp4-19C, whose product is annotated as serine/threonine-protein phosphatase 4 catalytic subunit. Gene Ontology annotation, biological process: double-strand break repair via homologous recombination; peptidyl-serine dephosphorylation. Gene Ontology annotation, molecular function: protein serine/threonine phosphatase activity. Gene Ontology annotation, cellular component: nucleus; cytoplasm. The record is from RefSeq and is a predicted model, not a curated record. Lineage: Eukaryota; Metazoa; Arthropoda; Insecta; Lepidoptera; Pieridae. The coding region runs from base 181 to 1104 and encodes 307 amino acids. The transcript is spliced from 7 exons.
AAAUAUAGACGUUUCGUGAAUAUGAAUUGUGAUUGUUUGUACUUUGUAAUUAAAAUAAUAGUAUUGGACUAAGUUUAAAUUAAGCAUAGAAAAUAAACAUUUUUACAUAAGACAUUAGAUGUUUUGAUUUUAAUAUUAUAAAAUUAUUUUAUUUUAUUCAGAAGCAUUCAAGAAUACAAAAUGUCUGAUACAAGUGAUCUCGAUCGACAAAUUGAGCAAUUGAAAAGAUGUGAAAUAAUAAUGGAGGGCGAGGUUAAAGCACUGUGUGCGAAGGCCCGCGAAAUACUUGUAGAAGAAAGCAAUGUUCAACGAGUAGAUUCUCCAGUCACGGUGUGUGGUGAUAUUCACGGUCAAUUCUAUGACCUGAAGGAAUUAUUCAAAGUUGGCGGUGAUGUACCUGAGACAAAUUAUUUAUUUAUGGGAGAUUUUGUUGACAGAGGAUUCUAUUCUGUAGAGACAUUUUUAUUACUUCUCGCAUUGAAGGUUCGAUACCCAGAUCGCAUUACAUUAAUUAGAGGUAACCAUGAGUCAAGACAGAUCACACAAGUGUAUGGGUUUUAUGAUGAAUGCUUAAGAAAAUAUGGUUCCAUUACUGUUUGGAGGUACUGCACAGAAAUAUUCGACUACCUGUCAUUGUCAGCUAUAAUAGACGGCAGGAUAUUCUGCGUGCACGGCGGUCUGAGUCCAUCCAUACAGACGUUGGACCAGAUUCGCACUAUCGACCGCAAGCAGGAGGUGCCACAUGAUGGACCUAUGUGCGAUCUGUUGUGGAGUGACCCUGAAGAUACCCAAGGCUGGGGUGUAUCACCACGAGGCGCGGGUUACCUCUUCGGCUCAGACGUGGUAGCCCAAUUCAACGUAUCCAACGACAUCGACAUGAUAUGCCGCGCGCAUCAACUUGUCAUGGAGGGGUAUAAGUGGCACUUUAACGAGACGGUGCUCACCGUGUGGUCUGCGCCUAAUUAUUGUUAUAGAUGUGGUAACGUAGCAGCAAUCUUAGAACUGAACGAGAAUCUCCAACGCGAGUUCACGAUAUUCGAAGCGGCACCCCAAGAGUCCCGAGGCGUGCCCUCCAAGAAGCCGCAACCGGACUACUUCUUAUAAUGUCUCCUACAGUAACAUUGUAAUAGUGAACGUUUAAGUAAUGCUGGUACUUCAAAUGUAUAGCUGGAGAUGUAAGUAAUUGUUGUUGAUUAAUGUUUUACUAGCUGGGUACCGCGGUUUUACCCGCAUUACUCUGUUCCUCUGUAUUAGCAAUGAUAUAAUAUAGCAUUCCUUGAUAAAUGUACUAUCUAACAGUGAGAUAAUUUUUUAAAUCGGGCCCAUAGUUCCUGACAUUCUCAAAGCAAAUUAAACUCUUCAGUUUUAUUAUAUAGGAACACUUUUAAAUGAUAAAAGGAAGGAGUUUAGUUGAAGCUUUAUAGUAUUAAUAACUUUGCAGGCAAAUUAUUAUUAUAUUUAUGUAAUUCUUCAUUUUUUUAUAUUUAGAAGCUCAUCUCUUUCUUAUUAAAGUGAUUGAAGAAUAAUAAUUGUUAUUACAAUCUUCAGCUAUACAUUUGUAAGUAUGUAUUAACUUUCUGAUUGUCUUUGUGUUAGUGACAAAACAUUUUAAUGUGGAAUUGUUUUGUGAUGUUAAGACUGCCAAGUGUAACAGUUUAAGCUAUGAGUGACUAAAGUACAUUGCGUGACCCUUUUGUUAGCAAAUUGUUUGUGUGCGAGUUAUCGUACUAGGUUUUAUAUAUUCAGUGUGUAUCGUAAUGACGAAAGUUGAAUGAUAGAAUAAGUGACGAAACUUAAAAUUAGUUUACUAUAGCUUGACCGCAGUGGCUGUAGGGUGGGUGUGUAUGUGCGGUGAGGCGGGGAGGGGGUAAGAAAGAGCACGAGUUAUGAGUUAGAAAGAAACGGAAUGUCCGGUAUUCUCCCCCGCCUCGCCGCGCAAGUAUCUAUACAGCCCUACAGCCACUGCGGUCAAGCUAUAGUAAUAUGAUGUGGUUUAUAGAAAAUUGUAUGGUUUUGUUCAUAUGUAGUUCAAGCUAAUCAGUUUUUUGCAUUAGUGGGAAAAUGUUGGCAGGUUUUUGAAUUGUUGAAUGUAAAACGAAACAAGGUUAUUUAGAAAGAGGAAUCACUAUAAAAAGUAGGAUAAUGGUACUUAACUAGUAAGAAUUAUCGUUAAUCCUGUCAUAACAACUUCCUAUAUUUAUAAUUUUGCUACAUAAAAUCUUUUCGGAUCCCCUUUCUAAUUAAUUAACCUUGUUUUCUUCAGUCAUUAUAUUAUUACAUCUGAUCAUUCAUAUUUCUUUCCGAAUAUGUUAUUCUAUGCUGUGAUUUAUGUGUUAUUUUAUAGAAUAAAAAACCAUUUUUAAAAGAACAGAGGAUUACUGUAUAAUUUUUAUAACCAUAAAACACUUCUAUCGUUCAACUUUUCUGAUUAUUGUAUUAAUUUAUUUCAAUUACCUUACAACUAUAUAAAUAAUUUGCUAGGUAUCUCAUUAUUUUACGAAAAAAAAAUACUAAUUUGUUUAUUCUGUUAGAACUUGACUGUAAUCGAUUUAAUUAUAACCAAGUUCUAACUUAUUGAAAUGUGAAAUAUGUUUAAUACAAAUCGAAAAUUCCGUACUAACACCAUACUAACACUGAACUUGCAAAUAUUUAGCAUAAAAAUGCAGUAUGUGAUAAAACACUGCCAGAUGCUCCGUAAACUAAAAUAGUUGGUAAUGUCUAGUUCCUAGUGUAUGUUGUGUAUUGUGGGUGAAUAUUUAGAUUUAAUCGAGAAAACUUGAAGCUAUUCAUUUCAUAUAUUUUUCUUCAUUAUUUACUGUAUCGAACAAAUUCAUUGAUGUAAAAUAUCAUACAUAUAUCUAUGUAUGUAUGUAGUAAUCGCUGACAUUAACAUAAAUAAUAAAUCACUUGAUUGUCAAGUUUGUGAAUAUAAUCGUAAAUUUUAAAUUAACUGCAUUGAUUUGAAAAAUGAUUUUUUUGUAAGAAUUUUUUGACAUGGCGAUUAAACUGUGCCUAAUUAUUAUUAGCAACCCACAUAUAAUAAUAUGCGAAAUAGAUUUUUAAAUAUACCACAUUUACAUUUCAACUUGCAACUCUUAAUUAGAAUUUAACUACUACGAGACCAAUCAAUCCAAAUAUAGGUUACUUCGAUUGCUGUUGAAAUUUGAGAUUUAAGCACUAGUAAAUAUAGUUCAAAUGACUUUGUAGGUUAAGGUUACCUUUUCAUUAAUUUAAAAUGUAACAAUUAGUUUUCUAUCUCUCGAAACUUGAUAGAGUAAACUUUUCUGAAUUAAGUCGUGUCAUUGUUUUUAGGAAGCGUAGUAGUUGUUUGGAUAAGCGUUAAUAAUAUUUAAGACUUUCUCAAUAAAUUAAUAUUAUUUGAAAGGGAUGUGACUAGAAAAGUAUUUGGAAUAACUAUGUUUUACUUGAUUCAUGAAUGAAAUAGGAAUAUAAAUCUAGCUAUCUCACUCA